This is a messenger RNA of Bemisia tabaci, 1026 nucleotides long. NCBI's taxonomy places the organism in Eukaryota, Metazoa, Arthropoda, Insecta, Hemiptera, Aleyrodidae. The record is from RefSeq and is a predicted model, not a curated record.
AUGACAACAUCGGAUAUUCUUUCCGCGCGAUAUGAACCAUUGAUCGUUCGAUCAUUCUUCGAUCAUAAGACAUCCGUCAGCUACGACGGUCGCACAAAACCUCUAGUUUCCAUCCAAGUAACCGAAUUGAAUGAUGGAGUCUUCAUCGGAUGCUCAAUGAACCACGCUAUUGCGGAUGGAGUCGUGUUUUGGCGGUUCUGGAACACACUGUCUGAGAUAUUCCAAACGGACGAAAAAGAUAAGCAAAAUGAACGUCCUCCCGUAAACCUGAAACGGUGGUCCUCAGAGGAACGCGGUCCUUUGGUUGACUUCCCUAUCACCUUUCAAGAUGGGUUCGUCACCAACAUCGAUGUGCCCGAGGGUAUUUCAUUGAGGAAAUUCCACUUCUCGGAAGACUCGGUCGCGAAACUUAAAGCGAAAGCAAAUUCAGAAUGCAAUACUACCGUGAUAUCAUCAUUUCAAUCCUUAAUCGCGCAUUUAUGGAGAUCCAUAACGAAGGCAAGGCGCCUGCCUGGCGAUCAGAUAGUUUCAUGUAACCCAGCUGUAAAUAUCAGACCCAGGAUGAUUCCUCCUUUACCUGCGGAUUGUUUCGGAUGCAUGGCCGGAGCAGCCACUGCUCGAACCACAGCUGGUGAACUCCUCGAAAAAAGUCUCGGAUGGGCAGCUUGGCAGCUACACCAAGCGAUCGUGAGCUACACGGAUACAUCGGUGCGCGAAUUUACGGAUGAAUGGCUUCGGACGCCAUCUAUCGUCGAUAUUACUAAAUUAUUCGCUUCUAAUGAGAUGAAUAUCGGCGGCUCGUCAUGGUUCGAUGUGUACGGGAAUGAGUUCGGGAUGGGUAAAGCGGUGACGAUCCUCAGCGGAGGUUGGCUCAAGUUUGAAGGGAAUGGGAGUAUUGAGACGUAUCCAGGUCGUGAGGGCGGGCGAAGCGUGGAAUUCGGGGGUGCCUUGCAGCUUCGGAUAUGGCAGCGUUGGAAUCUGACGAGGAGUUCAUGGCUUUUGUUUCUUGACCGCUUCCAAGAGUAA